Messenger RNA from Drosophila elegans, 579 nucleotides. RefSeq lists its product as uncharacterized. Bases 114 to 488 code for a protein of 124 amino acids. The transcript has a single exon. Lineage: Eukaryota; Metazoa; Arthropoda; Insecta; Diptera; Drosophilidae. The record is from RefSeq and is a predicted model, not a curated record.
UAUUUUCAGUAGCAAGACCUACAAAUUAUACCUUAAAAUAUAGCAAACAAAAAGAGAAAAGAGCAUUUGUUAUACUUUAUAUUUUUGGUGAUUAUUUUAAUUUCUUUUGCAAGAUGAAGGAAUACAGCGAGAUCAUAUUCGUGGAUCAGCUGAAACAUUUUCGAGUUGUGGCCAGUCAGAUUCAGAAAACUCGUAACGAUUGGCAGAUUUACAGCUCUUGGUUUUCGGAUGCCCAGAAAGAGAACUACUCCCAGUUGGCGUCUGUAUAUGCUGAGAGUUUGGAAAAGUACGGAGAUGAAAAGUUUGGGUACUACGCGAAAAGGAUUCGUCUGCGCCCGGAGUUUACCAGCAAAACUAGAGCUGAUACGAAACAUGAAGAUCGAGAGGCGAAAAUUUCGAUGGCACAUCUAAAGGGAUACAAGUUUUCAGUAACUUCCAAUGGCGAAUAUGGAAGUGUGCGUCCAUCAGAAUUAUUUUACUGUUUCUAAAUUAGUUACCAGUUGCGUUUUAAUUAAUUUAGUCAAAAGACAAUAUCCAAAAAUAUUAAAUUCCUUAACAAGACAUUUUUUACGAGGGAAA